Molecule: messenger RNA, 489 nt
Organism: Brassica napus (rape)
Lineage: Eukaryota; Viridiplantae; Streptophyta; Magnoliopsida; Brassicales; Brassicaceae
Product: probable LRR receptor-like serine/threonine-protein kinase At1g53420
Exons: 1
Coding region: 1-489 (162 amino acids)
Biological process (GO): protein phosphorylation
Molecular function (GO): ATP binding; protein kinase activity
Source: RefSeq, a predicted model, not a curated record
AUGGCUCCAGAGUACGCGAUGAGAGGUCAUUUGACGGAUAAAGUUGAUGUAUACAGCUUUGGUAUUGUAGCUCUAGAGAUUGUUCAUGGAAGAAGCAACAAGAUAAACCAAUCUGCAUCCAAUUACAACACUCCCUACGUUAUUGACUGGGUGACAAUCUUGAGGGAGCAGAACAAUCUGUUGGAGCUGGUGGAUCCGAGACUAGGAUCAGAUUACAAUAGAGAAGAAGCAUUGACCAUGCUUCAAGUGGUGAUACUGUGUACAAUUCCUGAUCCGAGUGAUAGGCCAUUGAUGUCUGAAGUGGUGAAGAUGCUGGAAGGUAAGAAGAUGGUGGAGUUGGAGAAACUUGAAGAAGCUUCAGAGUAUAAAGAGACAAAGAGACUUGAGAACAUGAACACUAUGAAGAAGUAUUAUGAAAUGAUAGGGAGCGAGACUAGCAUGACCAUGACCAUGACCUUGACUGAUCAAACUACCUCGUCAAAGCAUUAA